GGUGGCGGUGAAUCUUCCGCCCUGUUUUCGAAACUAGGCAGCUCACUUUUUGGGGCAACCAAUUCACCCCAAAAAGUUGUAACCAACAUCCGUGGAUUCCUAUCGAAUCGGCUGACCGGAGUUUCCAUUCCCGAUACAGGUUGCCAUCUUGGACUUGGAGACUGUGAAGGCAAAAAACUAAAGUGAAGGGACGCUUCUUCGCAAGACGCCACUGCCGCUCUAAUUCUCCACGAUCAGCAUCGCCAGCAGCAGCAUCAGAGAGCGCACGCACAUGGUCACCCACAACGAGAACGGCGUCAUCAGCAGCAACACCAUUAACAGCAACAACAACUGCAGCUGUACAAAUCUUCAAUAAUAACAAUCACCGAACGACGGAAUCGCCGAAUGAGACGCCGUUGAGGAACAGGCGGCGUUAUUGACGACGACGGCGGAGGCGACCCAGAACGAUGCCUUACUUGGAAAGGUGCAUCAACGUGAUACAACAACUUAUCGCCACCAGCUAGACCACCGAGGGUUUGCUGGUUGGCAUCCAAAAAAAAAAAACAAAAAAAACGCGAGAACCAUAUCUGCACGGGAAGAUAUCUUCAGUUUCAAAUUUGGGAAGGUUACAACUUUCGGCGGACUGAGAACUGAUAGUGAUCUCGAUCUAGAGAGUUAUUAAAAUACAAGCAUCAUCCGGUGGGGAAAAGAUCCGAAAAAAGCAAAAUGGCACCACUACCGAUUAUCAAUCUCGAACCGAGCGAGGUGAAGGAGAUCUUCUGGACCAAGGUGAAGGAACCAACUUCGCAGCGGAAGCUGAUUCUGGUGAUCGUUUCGAUUGCCCUGCUAUUGGAUAACAUGCUUUACAUGGUGAUCGUGCCGAUUAUCCCCGACUAUCUGCGGUAUAUAGGAACCUGGGGUCCGGAAGAGCCAGUCAAUGCGAGCGCCCCGACUACGGUUUUCACUCCACAUGCUCAUGUGCACCAUGGCGAAGACUCGGCCACCGGUGUUUUGUUUGCCUCGAAAGCCAUCGUCCAGCUGAUGGUGAAUCCGUUCUCUGGAGCCCUAAUUGAUCGCAUCGGAUAUGAUCUUCCCAUGAUGGUAGGGCUGAUAAUCAUGUUCUUCUCGACGAUGGUGUUCGCCUGUGGUCGGAGCUACAGCAUGCUGUUCUUCGCCCGAUCGCUACAGGGAGUAGGUUCAGCAUUUGCAGACACUUCCGGUUUAGCCAUGAUCGCCGACAGGUUCACAGAAGAAUCCGAACGAACAAAGGCUCUGGGUAUUGCCCUUGCAUUCAUUAGUUUCGGAUGUUUGGUGGCACCACCCUUCGGAGGAGCCCUCUACCAGUUUGCGGGCAAAGAAAUGCCAUUCAUCAUUCUGGCACUGGUUUCGUUAAUGGAUGGUUUUAUGCUACUGUUGGUGAUGAAACCUGUCAAGGAAGCAUUCGCUGAACGACAGGACACAAAACAAGACACCGUACCCAUUUGGAAAUUGCUUCUGGAUCCAUAUAUUGCUGUAUGCGCAGGUGCUCUCACGAUGUCGAACGUGGCUUUGGCUUUCCUGGAACCAACGAUUUCCCUGUGGAUGGAAGACAAUCUGACGAAUGAUAACUGGAAGAUUGGCAUGGUGUGGCUGCCAGCAUUCUUCCCGCACGUCUUUGGCGUGGUUAUAACUGUAAAAAUGGCCCGUUUAUAUCCCCACAAGCAAUGGUUAAUGGCUGCUGGAGGUCUCGCUCUAGAAGGACUGUGUUGCUUCAUCAUACCGUUCAGCCCGUCGUACAUUUUCCUGAUGUUACCCAUCUGUGGCAUUUGCUUCGGAAUCGCAUUGAUCGAUACUGCUCUGCUUCCCAUGCUUGGAUAUCUGGUAGAUAUUCGAUAUGUAUCCGUCUACGGUAGUAUCUACGCCAUCGCUGAUAUAUCUUACUCAAUCGCAUACGCAGUCGGUCCCAUCAUAGCAGGCGGUGUCGUUGAAGCAAUUGGAUUUACUGCUCUCAACUUCCUGAUUGCUUUCUCAAACUUGUUGUAUGCACCAGUACUAAGCUAUCUGCGCAACAUCUACGACUUCAAAACCUUUGAAAAUGAAGCAAACAUUCUGAUGGGUGAUCCGCCGACCAAGGAAUACCAAACGUAUGCCAUGCAGGACCAACAAGUCGUAGGAUCGGAAUACAAGAACCAUCUAGAUUAUGGCCGACAGCAGGACGACAGUGGAUAUCAGCAACAGCAAGACACCGACAUCGAUCAGGGAUACUCACAGAAUGGAAGCUACGAUCAACAGCAAUAUCAACAACAAGGCGGCUACCAAAACUAUCAACCUGGAUAUCAAGAACAAGGCGGAGUUUAUCAACAACAACAACAACAGCAGCAGCAGCAACAGUCGAGACAUCUUCCACAGCAGCCUCAGGUGGCUAAUCCAUUCCGACAACAGCAACAAGCGCAACCGCCGCCUCAACAGCAACAACAACAACAAGCACCAUCGCAGCCACGGAUCUCGAAUCCAUUUAGACAAGGGUUUUAAAAUGUUUGUGCUGUGCAACGAAACGUGUUUUGUUCAGUGUUUACACACUCGUAUGACCUGUUCCUUUCUGUUUACUGUUAUUGUUUCUUGUACAUGAAGUAGGAUAGGGCAAUGAAUGAAAGUGAAAAGGACUCAGUAUGUUCUAGAAACAGUUCUAAACUGAUGCAAGCAAGAGAAAAAAAAAAAGGUUACGUUAUGGCGAUUUAAAGAUCCCAGUUAAAUCCGUUGAGUAAGUUUAUGAAAUGGCGAAUACUGUAUGGCCACUAAGUGUUGAAAUUGCAAUUAUGUACAAGCUUCUCCUGUCAUCACAUUUGUAGCGUAGUUGAAUCGUACGAAGGCAGAAACGGCCAGACUAAAUAAAGCGUAUAACAGAGGUAUAGACGAAACUAUUUAAGGCGUAUUAUACAUAUAGCAAACACAACGCUGACAGAAAAAAACACUAGCCAGUAAGACCAUCUAGGUAAGAAGCCAUCGAAGCUGGUUCGCUUUUACUGAUCCACAUCGACAUCGUAGACAUAUCAAACCAAGUUUAAACGUUCUAUCUAGGUGUGGAGAGGUGGAGCUCAGGACAGCUUCCGUUGGCAUAUGAGUUGUUUGGAUUUGGUUUAGGUUGGUCCUUCGAACCGGCUUGGUGAGAAACCAUUUAUCAGGUCACUCUCUCUCAAGUGCUUUUCGAUGGGAUGCAACCACUCGUUAUUUUAACAUAAGACACAACCAAGGUAACGAUACAUAUCAGAGCUCCGGCUCGCCUGAAUUACCAAAGUGAUAUUAUAUAAAAAAUUACUUUUAGAGUUAAUCUAGUCAUACCGACAAGGCAUAUUGUAACUACAAACAUGUAUUUAGACUUAGGUAUACUUGUUGAAGCAGCGCUGCGGUCGCGAUCAGUGGUCGUUCGUUGGUUCGUAUCAAUCUAAGCUUAGGUCAAGCUUAUAUCAAUUAAGUACAGGAAACUUUCGGAAAACCAAACUACGAGAUUAUGAAAAUUAGAGUGAAGUUGACUCUACAGGACCUAUAAACAAUGUGUCUGAUUAUUGACUUUUUCCAUGAAUAAAAUGGAUUUAAACAGGGUGUAUAUUAUUUUCGGGGGCCUCACAAGAGUGUCCCUCUUGAAAAGUUUAUUUUUUCAAAUUCUACUAUGCCCUAAAUCAAAGGAAAAGAUUUAGAAAAAAAAUCGUCAUCUAAUUUUUCUUAUUAGAAAAUUAUUGUUCCCGUGAAAAUAUUCUAGUCUAUUUUUAUCAAAUCGAAUAAAAACUUUACCUGGUUGAUUAAUAUGGUCCUGUAGACUCAACUUCACGAGCGAAAUUCAAAGAAAAAAAAACAGUUUUCGUGCGUAGUUGUAUAUGUAUGUAAAUGCCUCUUUUUGACAGUGUUUGGUUCUAACAAUCGUUCGUCCGUUCGCUCGUUCUAUAUGAAACGGAAAAACAAAAAAAAACAAAAAUCUCUAAUGAUAUCAAUUAAAAUAGCUAUCUGCAGCGUCUUUGGCGAUAAAAAAAUCCAGUGCUCGCAUGCUUUUGACUAUGUGUGUUGUAUGUUUUCGAAUACGAUAUACUCUGGAAUUCCGAUAUUGUAUUCAUCUAAGUACAGAAGCAAAUAGUACUUUUUUCAUUGUAAUUUAAUCCGUUCUGUAGCAGUCUCAGUUAUCGAGCAUUUUAAAAUUAAGCACCAUAAAAAAACAAAAGACAGACUAAUUAUGUUUAUCAAUAGGGAAUCGAGAUUGAAGAACGACGAGACACCAAAUUCUAACAAAAUAUCACAGUCAUAUCAACUAUACAUACCAGUAGAAAAGUUAGCGAUCAGAUCCAGUAAAAAAAAUUAAACCGAUCCCAAAUUUUUAAAGGGAUGAAAUUAUUUACUUUGGCAAUUUGUACCGUGAUUCUACCGAUAUAUCUGAAAAUUCAUCGAUUUACAUUCUGAUUCUGCCAACUUCAGUUUGUAGAAUUUUUUAACAUUUACUUUUUUAACGUGUAGUUUUGUCAGACUUUUUUGAUUUGUAACACAGCAGUAUGGAAAAUAAAUCGAAAAAAGUUGCUUUAAAGCGGAUCAGAUUAGUCCAAUCUUUUGUAUAUAUCACGAUACAUUUCACCGUUCGCCGUUAAAGUAGAUCACUUGUGACAUUACAUUUACAAAAAAACAACUCAUAAAAAAAGUCGAAUAAUUUCACAUAAGCUCUUAAAGAAAGUUGUUUAAACUAUUUGAACUGAAUUUAUGAACGCUGUUAUAUUGUUGCAUAAGAGAAUGAAAAAGAAACAAUGCUAUGUAUAUAAGUAUAUGUAUAUUUAAAUUUUGUUUUAGUACAACAAACGCUUUACACGGCGUAGUUAAGUUACUGUAAAAAUAAAAUCGUCCCUUCGUAUCAAUUCAAUUCAAACAAAUCCAAAUAUAAUGACAAAGAAAAAUCAAACAUGACUCGGGAGCGUAACUAAAAUCCGAAAUUGUGAGAUAAGGAAUCGGAUAAGAAUGUAUCCAAUAGAAGAAUCGCACAAAAAGGAUCCCACAAUCGGUCAUAUGUAGUAUAAUGCAUCCGCAGUCAUGGAAAGUAAAAAAAAAACAAGCUAAAUUUAGAUAGAACAACAACCCCAAACACAAAAAUGUUGACAUGGGGACAACAAAUCAAACAUGGUAGAAAACGAACAGAGAAAUUAACUAAAUGAAAGCAAUAAUAAGAAACUGUAUUCUUACUGAAAACAAAAAUGAGACAAAUUAUGAAAUCCAAAAUUUGUAAGCACCAUCAACGAUAUUAAAGAGUAAAAUCGAAUUAUCAAAGAGAAAAUAAACACACAGCAAAGCAUUAGAAAGUAUGUUUUGUUAAUUUCUGAAACAUUUUUUUUUUUCAUCGAACUUAUGAAAGGUGUAAGAAAAACAAAGUAGACGUUUUUUUCCAAAUCAGGUAUUUUUUUUUUAAAUCAUAGCAGGCAUUGAUCAUCAUGAUAAGAGAUAAAUCAUCUGCCCGGAUGGCAACAACAAUCAUCUUGACGCGAGAGUAAGUUAACCUACUGCAGUUACCGAAAUUGUUGGGUCUAAUAACUCCAAUUUAAAAUUUUAGAAAUAAUUUAAUUCUGCAUGAUUAAAGUUUUCAAUGCAUUUUUGACAUUAUUUCUCAGAAUCAGGUUACAUACAAAAUUUCUUGAAAUUUUGUUCGUAUGGUAGUUUGAAAAAUUGUAUAUUUUCAAGUGAUUUCAGUACUACGCUGAUUUAUUGAAUACACUAAAUAUUCCACCAUUUUAAAGAAAGCAUUAUUAAUGCUUUGAAGAAAAAACAAAAAGAAAACGAUUGUAUAAAUGUACUGUUGAAUGUGUUGUAUUGCGAAUUUUCCAAACAUGUAGGUGAAAAUUGUAACACUGAACUUAGAAAAAAAACGCUAUUCAAAUUUAACUUACGAGUAGAUGUAGAAAAAAUAAAACGACACUUGUUAGUAUGCAAUUCAAUUCUAGACUGUAAGCGAACAUUCAAACACUAUAAAUAGAAUCAUGUAGGUAAACAUUCAUUCGUCAUUCGAAUUCCAUCAAACACGUUUGCAGGAAAAUAAUUUUCGCGUUAGAUUCCAUUCCGUUCCCACAAACUAAAAUAAUAAAUUCCUGAACUAAUGAUCAAAGAAGCAUGACACAACUAAAAAUACUUAUACGCAUAUUGAUGCCCCUUAAACUGUGCUACAACGUCCACGUCUACACUGAAUCGUAUGAUAAAGUCUCAUUCCUCUCACUCACUAACACUCUCCCUCACACACAUGUUUUCAAAACUCUAACGUUAUGAUGCAACUAACUUACUAUAUACCUAUCUAAUCUGACGUUAAAUUAUUCCCUAACUGUGAAAUCUAAAUGAACAUUUAAUCAAAAAUUGACCUACAAUGUUUUAUUUUCCCGUUGAGAAUAAAUUAAUUUUAUCGUUUUUCAAAUUCUCUCAUUAAUUGAACAAAAUAAGGUUAGCUAAGGAAUUAAUAUUUUAUAGGUACUUUAUUUUAUACAUAGGAAUAUCCGUUUAUGUUUACUUUUCCUUUCUUCUCAAUAUGAAUGUUCACAAUUGUAACCCGAAAUACCGCUAGCAAUAACUUAGUUCCCAAAUCCAAUGUGUACAUAUAGAUUUGCUGAAAAAAAAAACAAAAUCUACUACUUAAGGUGCCGGCCCGUGUAAUAUUAUUGAAAACACUGAAAAAAAAUUACUGGUAUAACGUGUAGAUUAUAACUGUGUUAAUCAUAGUAAGCGUACUGAUCAUUUUGUUAAGUAAAACGAGCGUCUAUAGAAUAUGUUAGAUGAUUUUUUCUUUCAAAUCAAUCUAGUUAACACAUGUUGCUAUCAUUUUACUGGGCCAACUCGAAUUAAAAACUGAUGGCGCUGAACAACGGAAAUAAGCAAACAUGUUCAGCUUCGUUCAUACUCGGCAACUUAAACUGCGAUUUCGGUAGAUGAGACUUACUUAUGUUUACAUUUUGGUUGCUGAAAGUCUCCCAAACUUGUCGGGAGACUUGCGACAUGCAUCUCUUCGUCUAGUUCAAAAUGUAAACGUAAACCAAUCUCAGAAACCGAAAUCGCAGUUCAAUUGUUCAAGUUGCCAAGUGUGGACGAGGCUUUAACUUCGUUUCGAGACUCCGAAAUUCCGACGGCUGCCAUGCCAGUUUCAAUUAUACGAACGAAAUGUUAUGAACUUAGUUGCAAUUAUAUUUGGGAAUAAAUAAUGAUUUUGAACCGAAAAAGCUUUAAAUACUAUUUCUGAAUUCGCUGAUGACUGCUGGCAUAAAUGAAAAACAAAAAAAAUAAGAUAAAACUUGUACAUGCUCUUAUUUACCACAAUGAAUAAAGAAACAUUAACUCAACAAUGGUAUCCCACCCUUGCUCCCAACUCAUUGCAAUUAAACAUCCGAAGAAAUGGAUAAACAAACAACACAUAAUCACAUGAAUAUAUAUUUUAACCAUCACAUUGAGCAGGAAAGCACAUUAGAACUCAAAUGGAACUUAUAUUUAAUAGAAAGAUAAAUUAUCAAAAAAAAUUAUAUACAAAAACUACAAUCGCAGGCAAAAACUAUAAAUCAUCAGAGGGUAUUAUUCUACUAGUUAUGUUUCACCUCUACACAAUAGACAGAAACAACACAGUGAAACAUGCUGAAAGUGAAGUAAAAAAAAGUAUCAUACUAUAUAUCAUAGAAUAAAUAAAAAAAAUCAGCUGUUCCCUCAUAACGGAUCGAAUGAAUAAAACGAGUAAACUUUACAUGAAUGAACAGAAAAAUAACAAAAAGGAAAAAAAACAAACAGUUAUAGUUGUAUUAAUAACGUAUUAUCCCUAUUGAAACGAAUAAGACAAAGUAUUAAAGUGAAACAAGCAUAAAACAAACAAACAAAAAAAGUCCCAUUGAUUGGUGGAAAAGCUGUUUGCGAUAAUCGAAAAACGGAAGGCGAGCGAAGAGAGCGAACCACUCACGUAUCGUGGAGAAAGACAUUUACAUGUUAGCAAAAAGCAGGAAGCAGAAGGUAUGAAACGAAACGGCAUUACAGGCUGAUAUGAAAUGAACAAUGUUGAAAUAUAUAGACGAAUAAAGGUUUAGUUCAACACAUC
Uranotaenia lowii is the source of this 8035-nucleotide messenger RNA. RefSeq names its product vesicular acetylcholine transporter (gene VAChT). The record is from RefSeq and is a predicted model, not a curated record. Lineage: Eukaryota; Metazoa; Arthropoda; Insecta; Diptera; Culicidae. Bases 706 to 2490 code for a protein of 594 amino acids. The transcript has 2 exons. Gene Ontology annotation, biological process: xenobiotic transport; chemical synaptic transmission; transmembrane transport. Gene Ontology annotation, cellular component: AP-2 adaptor complex; terminal bouton; AP-1 adaptor complex. Gene Ontology annotation, molecular function: acetylcholine transmembrane transporter activity; xenobiotic transmembrane transporter activity.